Molecule: messenger RNA, 1206 nt
Organism: Ustilago hordei
Lineage: Eukaryota; Fungi; Basidiomycota; Ustilaginomycetes; Ustilaginales; Ustilaginaceae
Exons: 1
Coding region: 1-1206 (401 amino acids)
Biological process (GO): mitotic sister chromatid cohesion
Cellular component (GO): chromatin; nucleus
Molecular function (GO): protein-lysine-acetyltransferase activity
Source: RefSeq, a predicted model, not a curated record
AUGCAGAUUUACAACGAAGUGACCGAAGAAGCUACGGAGGAAGCGCCUGGACCGCUCCGACCAGCCGCCAAGAAGAUGACGACCUACGCUGGUCGCAGUCGCCGUGCUAUGACGGAGGACGUUCACCCACAGCCGCUGCCCUUCUCCAGCAGAACGGACGAUGACGAGGCGAUGCAGAAAGCACGGAGCAGUCCGAUCCUCGCUUCUGUCCACACACCGCUCUUCCCUACGGUUCGUCAUGCCAAACCAGCGACACGCAAGUCUCAAUCCAAAUCGACAUCAGCAUCUGCGACUCUGCGAGAGCCAGAACAACUGAUUCUCGAUCUCGGACAGCGCAUCCGUAUCCGAUGCAACGAUUGCGAUAUGCAGUACGACACUUCAUCGGCUGAAGACUGUACGUUGCAUGCACGACACCACGAGAGAACGGUCAAAGGACUUGAUUGGAGUGCCAAAGCGCUGAACACGUGCAGUGAGAUGGUGGCACAGCUCAACUUCACACGACGCAACCUCGUUCGCGGCAAGUCGGUACUGCGCGGAAAGCAGAACGGCGGCGGAGGAAGCGAGACAUCUGAUCAGUCGGAGUCGGUUGAAAUCCGAUGCUAUGAUAUGGCGACGCUCAAGGACAGCGUUGCGACGCUCAAGGUCAACGAGCUCUUGCAGACUGUUGAUGAUGCCUUGGGCGCGGCAUCGGUGGACAUUGCGGAGAUUCAGGGAUGCAAGGUUUUGGUAGCUGUAUGCUCAGGCCGGGCAGCAGGAGCUGCUGUGGUCGGACGAGUGCCAGUAGGUCAAGCCAGAGAAGUUCUGGCGUCAAAAAGCAAUAAGGAAAAUGAAGGCGGUGUUGAUACCCUUGACACGGAGGCUACCAAAGUCAAGGUAGGUACGGUGUGGAAUGAUGCGGAAGACGCCAUCUUCGUCUCCGACGCCUUGCCAUCGUCCAAGACACCGCCCGUGGGCGUUUUCCGCAUCCAUGUCAUUCCCACUUGGCGACGCACAGGAUUGGCAAGCGCAAUGCUAGAGGCAGCAGCAGACAACAGUGUCUAUGGGUUUGACUUGGCAGGACUGGUCAACAUGUACGGCAGCAGAGCAAGGUCGGUUGCAUUUAGCCAACCUACAGAAGCAGGAAGGAAGCUGGCGGAAGCUUGGAUUCGGAAGGACGGAACGUCAGCGAGCACUUCUUCAGCUCGACUGGUCGUGUUUGAAGCUUGA